AUGGAAGACUAAUUUUCUGAAGAUUAUCACCUCUCUCUUUAGUAAGCUUCUGCUAGACUGUCCGAUAGAUAUCAAGACAAGUUUAAGCCUCAUUCUAUUCUCUUAGAGUAAAAUCCAGUCCCAAACAAAAAUACAGAUUCAUCUCAAAUAUAAAUUUGGGAAUCGGCUUCCGAUACUCCUGUUAAGGAAUCCAUUUAAUAGCCAUCAAUCAAUGGUAUCAACCUCAGAAAUUCAUUGGUUUUGCAAGUAACUCAUAUUUUUGAUUAGAAUCGAACAAUGACUCAUAUACCGACAGUGAAAAGAAUUAAAUAAAUCAUAAGUAGGAACAAACUGAUAUUGGAAGUCAAAGAUAGACUCAUGAGGAUAGGCUAUAUCUACCCCAAAAAUGAAAAAACCAAUCUCGUUAAUUUUCUUAAGGAGACCUAUCUUGGAGAUUUAAAUAAGGAUUAAAUAAGAAAAUAAAUUUUUUUUGAGCCAAUUAAAAUUAAAAUCCCAACCUUCAGUCCCACUAGUGCAUUUAUCCUGAUUUGGCAAAUUUUUAGAAUAAUUUAAAUCAUGUUUUUAUUGUGGUGGGUUCCAUUCAAAAUUGCCUUCACUCCUGAGGGCUCUACUGAUAUCAGAAAUAUAGAGUAAGCGUUGGUGUACUUAUUGAUAUUUGACUUAAUAAUUAAGUUAAAUGUUGGCAUAAUUGAUCAAGGCCAAAUUAUGAAGGAUCGCCUUUUCAUCCUCCUCUAUUACAUCAAAUACGAACUGUAUGAAGAUAUCAUCUAUUUGAUUACCUUGAUCAUUAUCAUAAGAGAAUAGCCAAUCGACACCUACCUAAUAAAAGAAAUAAUAGUCUUAACUUAGUUCUCACUCAAUUUCUUUAAAUUAAAAAAGAAAAUAAAAACUUAUGAAGAAACGCUUACUACCUAAUCAACUCUAAUUGAAUUAGCCAAUUUGUCCUAAUUAAUUAUAGUAAUCUUCUACUUCGCCCAUUUUAUGGCCUGUGUGUGGUAUUACGUGGGGAUAAAAAGUUUGGAUCAAUUCAAUGAAUCUUGGAUAAUCAAAUACGAAUUGAUCAACGCUCCGAUAUCUUACUGUUACGGAUAUUCAUUUUACUGGGCUACUGCCACCAUGGUUACUGUAGGGUAUGGAGAUGUUACUGGGCAGAAUAUUUAUGAAGUUCUUUGUUCUAUAAUAUUGAUGUUUUUGGCCAGUGGAAUAUUUGCAUUUUCUAUUAAUUCUAUUGGUUAGAUAUUCAGUAACAUCGACAACCAACAACAAGUGUAUAAAAGAACACUCUUGCUUAUUAACCAUUACAUGCAAUUUAAUGAAGUUUAGUUAUCAUUGCAAAGCAGGAUAAGAAAUUAUAUUAAGUACUUUUUCGAAUAGGAGAACAAGGGAAGCAAAAGUGAAAUCGAUUUAGUCUUAAAUCAACUGUCAAACAAUUUGAGACAAGAACUGUUAUAGGAUGUGCAAUUAAGAGUACUGAAAUAGGCUGACUUUUUUAGAAACAAUUUCUCUCAAUCAACAAUCAGAUUAAUUGCUGAUCAUGUUAAGUUUUAACAAUGCACACCUAAAGAGUUGAUUUAUAAAUAAUAAAAUAAUGACGACAAAUCCAUUUAUAUUAUUUAAAAGGGAGAAAUCUAAUUAAUUGAUGAUAAUUCAGGAAAGGUCCUCAAAGUAUUUACUAAAGGCUAAAGCUUUGGGGAAUUAGAAUUUCUCUCCUUUUAAACAAGAUUCUGUAGUGCAUACAGUGUGACAUUCAGUCAACUCUAUAAAAUUACAAGAGAAGACUUUCUAAAUUUAAUUAAGGACAAUCCUAUGGACUAUUAAAAAUUUCAACAAAUGAAAGAUUAAAUUUAGUUAAAAUAUCAGAACGAUUAAUUCAAAUGUUAUGCAUGUGAUUAAAAACAUCUUAUUUGGGAUUGUCACUUCUUAUUUUAUAAACCGAACAUUGAAGUAUUGAUUAAGAAAUCUUUGUUCUACACUGAAUAAAAAAGAUCUCAUUUUAAAAGAUCUGAUAAAAGAUACUUGAACAUCUUACACAAGACUCUAGACAAUGAAGAUUCUAUAGAACAAACGUAGAAGGUCGGCACUGUUCCAUCUGAUUCUUCCUCUGAGAAUUCCUCAUAGGAAAGCAAAACACCAGAAGUGGAAUAAACAAAAGUCCGAGACUCAGUUUCAAAGUUAGGUCAAUCACAUUAGUCAAGAAAAAGUUCAGCACAUAGUAAAUAGGGAUAAGUAAUUAUUGAAGAUUUUAAUUUUCAAUUAAAUAAAAGACAAUCUAAUCGUCAAAGUGUCAGAUAGACAGAUAUUGAUACCCCAUUGACUCAGAAAAGAAAAUCAAUGCAAUCAAUAUUCCCUUAGGAUGCUAAGAAUUCCGUAUCUGCUACUCAAUUGGCUCCAAUCAAAGAGGAAAUCAGAAAGGAAAAUAAGGAUUAUAAUCAGAAUUUUAAAAGUUUUCAUUAAUUAGAUGAAUUAAUUGAUAACAAGUAAUAUGAUGAAGAUGAGAUUGAUUCAGUAUUUUCAUUUUAAUAUUAUCUUCCACAUAAUAAUGUGGAAAAUGUUUUGUAAGAGUAUUAAAGAUUUCAAAAGUAAUUUAGAUAAAAAAAAAUCAAAGUUACAAAAAGUAAGUAUAUGUUCCACAAAAUUACUAAGAUUAAUAGGCAAAAAUAAAAUAAGCAUAAGAAAGAUCAAACAUCAGCAAAUUCUUUAAUAAUAAGAGAAAAUGUAUGA
Molecule: messenger RNA, 2721 nt
Organism: Paramecium tetraurelia
Lineage: Eukaryota; Ciliophora; Oligohymenophorea; Peniculida; Parameciidae
Exons: 2
Source: RefSeq, a predicted model, not a curated record